AACAGGUAUUUAUAUCUGCUACCAGUAUUUUGUAUCUUGCGAUUCUGUAUUUUUUUCUUCACUUACCUGCUGAGUUUGUCAUAUUAUAUUGCGUUCUUUCAUACUAUAUUGCCUUGCUUUGUCUGUUGUUGAUCGUUGUAUUAGACAUUUUAUUAUGUUUUAGUUUAGAUAUUGUGUCUUUGUGUGUAUACUGGAUUAUGUAUUUUAUUAGUCCAUGCUUCAUUACAUAUAUACUGGAUAUUGUGUCUUACUUUAUCUUCUGCGACUCUUUGUUCGUUACAUUACUUUUGUUUAGUCAUUGGAUUAGGCAAUUUGUUAGUCCAUAUCUCAUUACAUAUUAACGUGUGUACUCUGGCCUGCAAUUCUGCAUUUUUUUUGGUUAAAUGUUCUGGCAUCCUGUAAUUUUUUUUGUUCAGUUAACUGUUGAGUUUGCCAUAUUAGGUCCUGGCCUGCAUUGUCGCUCGAGCAGCCUGUGGCAGUGCCUUCGUCAGUCGGAACAGGUAUUUAUAUCUGCUACCAGCCUUUCGUAUCUUGCGAUUCUGCAUUUUUUUUUUCUUCACUUACCUGUUGAGUUUGUGAGAUUAUGUUGUGUUCUUCCAUACUAUAUUGCCUUGGUUCGUCUUUUGUUGAUCGUUGUAUUAGCGAUUUUAUUAUGGUUUAGUUUAGAUAUUGUACCUUUGUGUCUAUACUGGAUUAUGUAUUUUAUUAGUCCAUGCUUGAUUAUAUACAAAUCCAUAUCGAUAUGUCUGGUCUGCCUUUCCUUAUUGAUUGGAUUAUCGACUCUGUUAUGUCUUAGUUUGUCUUCUGCGGCUCUCUUUGUUCACUAGAUCACCUUUGUUUAGACAUUGGAUUAGAUAAUUUAUUAAUUCAUAUCUCAUUACAUAUUAUCGUGCAUACUGUGGCCUAGGUUAAUCGGUGCUAUCGUUCUUUCAUGUCCUGCGAAUCUGCAUUUUUUUUCUUUAGUUACCUAUUCAGUUUGUGAUAUUAUAUUGCCUUCCUUCAUAUUAUAUUGCCUUUCUUUGUCUUCAGUUGAUCAUUGUAUUAAUAAUUUUAUUAUGUUUCAGUUUAGACAUAUUGCCUUUCUACAUACAUUGGAUUACGUAUUAACCGAUCGUAUUAUUUGUUAUUUUGUCUUAUGGAGUUCUCUUUCCUCAUUAGAUUACCUUUGUUUACACAUUGGAUUACACAAUUUAUUAAUCCAUAUCUCAUUAUAUGUUAGCGUGCCUACUGUGGCUUAGGUUAAUCACUACUAACGAUCUCCCGUGUCCUGCGAUUCUCAAUUUUUUUUGUUCGCUUAACUCUUCUAUCAUUCUGUAAUUGUUUUGGUUUAGUUAACUAUUGAGUUUGCCAUAUUAUAUUACCUUGCUUUAUCUUCUGUUGACCAUUGUAUUAGCGAUUUUAUUAUGUUUCAGUUUACAUAUAAUGUCUUUGUGUAUACAUUGGAUUAUAUCUUUUAUUACUUCAUGACUCAUUACAUAUAUGUGAAUAUGUUUGUUGUACCUUACAUGGAUUUGUAUAUUACAAAUGUCAUUGCUUUCUUAUUCAUUUAUUCUUUCCCUUUUGUUUGACUGUCGUUAUUACAAUUUUGCUGUUUUGAGGCAUGCGUCCUAAGAGAAUUAGGCCUGUUCCUGUUACCUAUUCAGUUUGUGAUAUUAUAUUGCCUUCCUUCAUAUCGUAUUGCCUUGAUUUGUCUUCUGUUGAUCAUUGUAUUACUAAUUUUAUUAUGUUUUGGUUUACAUAUACUGUCUUUGUAUAUACAUUGAAUUAUGUAUUAACCGAUUCUAUUAUCUGUUAUUUUGUCUUGUGCAGUUCUGUUUCCUCAUUAGAUUACCUUUGCUUAGACAUUGCAUUGGACAAAUUAUUAAUCCAUAUCUACCUUUCUUUAGACAUUAGAUUAAACAAUUUAUUAAUCCAUAUCUCAUUAUAUAUUAUCGUGCCUACUGUGGCCUAGGUUAAUCACUGCUACCGUUCUUUCAUGUCCUGCAAAUUUGCAUUUUUUUCUGUUUACUUACCUAUUUAGUUUGUGAUAUUAUAUUGCCUUCCUUCAUAUUAUAUUGCCUUUCUUUGUCUUCAAUUGAUCAUUGUAUUACUAAUUAUGUAUUAACCGAUUCUAUUAUCUGUUAUUUUGUCUUGUGCAGUUCUGUUUCCUCAUUAGAUUACCUUUGCUUAGACAUUGCAUUGGACAAAUUAUUAAUCCAUAUCUACCUUUCUUUAGACAUUAGAUUAAACAAUUUAUUAAUCCAUAUCUCAUUAUAUAUUAUCGUGCCUACUGUGGCCUAGGUUAAUCAUUGCUACCGUUCUUUCAUGUCCUGCGAAUUUGCAUUUUUUUUUUGUUUACUUACCUAUUUAGUUUGUGAUAUUAUAUUGCCUUCCUUCAUAUUAUAUUGCCUUUCUUUGUCUUCAAUUGAUCAUUGUAUUACUAAUUUUAUUAUGUUUCAGUUUAGACAUAGUGCCUUUCUAUAUACAUUGGAUUACGUAUUAACCAAUCGUAUUAUUUGUUAUUUUAUCUUGUGCAGUUCUCUUUCCUCAUUAUAUUACCUUUGUUUAGACAAUGUAUUAGACAAUUUAUUAAUCCAUAUCUCAUUAUAUGUUAGCGUACCUACUUAAUCACUACUAACGAUCUUCCACGUCCUGCGAUUCUCAUUUUUUUUUGUUCGGUUAACUCUUCUGUCAUUUUGUAAUUUUUUUGGUUUAGUUAACUAUUUUGUUUGUUAUAUUAUAUUGCCUUGCUUUGUCUUCUGUUGACCAUUGUAUUAGUGAUUUUAUUUUGUUUCAUUUUACAUAUAAUGUCUUUGUAUAUACAUUGGAUUAUAUUUUUUAUUACUUCAUGACUCAUUACAUAUAUGUGUGUGUGUGUAUAUAUAUAUAAAUAUGUUUGUUCUACCUUACCUUAAUUUCUAUCCUUUGUGAUUCCCUGCAUUAUAUCUUCUCACUGGUUUGCUUUCUUUCUUUGGUAUUAUGUGUUACAAAUUUUACUGCUUUGUUAUUCAUUUAUUCUUUCCCUUUUGUUUGACUGUCGUUGUUAUGAUUUUGUUGUUUUGAGGCAUGCCUCCUAAGAGAAUUAGGGCUGUUCCUGAAGGCCUUGAUUCUUCGUCCCCAUCUUCUGGUUCCCAGCACCAGGCUGCAUCUGGUAGCCUUCUUCGUUCUUUUUUAUUUAAUUUUUCCCUUCCAUUUUUUGCAGACUCUUCUUUUGCACUGCCCCGUCGUACGUGCUGCGUUAGGACCCUUUUUCCCCUUUUUGUACUGGUUCCUUUUCAUUGAUCUUAUUAUUUCUUAUCACUUCUUAUUCUUUGGCUCACUAAACUAUAGGCUCCCAUUUCUAUCCUAUUGUUUCACGUUCUGAGUCUAACGAAAACCGUGCGAAGAGAAUGCGAUUGAACAAGGAAAAGGCUGCCAUAAGGCAAGGUUCGUGCCCUAUGUGCAUGCCUGUUAUGUCCUUGCACAUGGCUCUGCUCAGAGUUGCCCAUUUUAAUUCGAUACAUUGUAGGUUCGAUUCCUCGGGGGCCAUCUAUGGAUCCCGUAUUUUCAUUUCCUGAGGAAUUCGUUGAUAUGUUGAAAGGUAUAGUUUUGUUUGUUCCUAUUGUUUUGUUUGGUUCCUUUUUUUUUUUGACCCUCCUGUUUAGCCUUUUUAUAUUUGCUUGCAUUGUUCCUAUGUUUUGCUAUUAUUGUACUACAGUGACAUAUAAGGAUCGUUCUUACUAUGGUGGACCCGAUUAUGUUUGCGAUAACUGUUCGGCGAUUUUCUGGUAUCAAGAAAGAAUUGAGAGUCAAAGCUCAAUCGCUCAACGUCGAAUAGUUUACAAGAACUGCUGUCGUGCCGGAAGAGUAUCGUUGCCUAUACAUAGACCUUUUCCACCGCCAUUACAAGACUUGAUUCGUUUUAAUGGUGGUCCUCGAUCAAAUGCUUUUAUGCGGCUCAUCCGUCAGUACAAUUCUCUGUUUGCCUUCACUUCUCUUGGAGUUGAUGUUGAUAGAUCUAUCAAUACUGGUAAUGGCCCUUAUGUUUUCCGCAUCAAUGGUGUCGUUCAUCAUCGUAUUGGUUCUUUAAUCCCAGUUGUUGGCAGUCGUCCUGAGUAUGCACAGCUGUACAUCUAUGACACUGUUAACGAAUUGCACAAUAGACUGAACAUAUUCUUUGGAGAAGAGGGUGAUAAACCUGAUCCUCAAAUCGUUUCUGAGCUUACUAAUAUGCUGAAUAGGAUCAAUCCAUUGGUAAAGAAGUUUCGAAUGGCAAGAGAUAGGCUGAUAUCUCCUAAUGCACCUGAUAUUGCUAUUAAACUUAUCGGCUCUAUAAAAAACCAUGGUGAUAGAUACUCCCUUCCAACCACUUCUGAAUUAGCAGGAUUAUUAAUUGGUGGUUCUUCUGCUAAUACUUCUACUUUCGAUAUUGUUGUCGAAGCUCAGUCCUCACAUUUCAAGCACAUUCCUGCAAUCCAUCCAGCGCUCAUGUCUUUACAGUAUCCUCUAUUGUUUCCGUAUGGCGACAAAGGUUUUCAUACUGAUAUCAAGUUGAAGGCAGUCGAUUCAGAAGCUCUUGGAUCUCGUGAGACCGUUUCUAUGAUGGAAUUCUAUUGUUAUUAUAUGCAUUAUCGUAAGCAUGAGCCUAAUCCAGCCAUUUGCUCUGGUCGGCUUUCCCAACAAUUUGGUGUCAAUGCUUAUUCUUGUGUUGAAGCAAACCGCCUUUCUUUUCAUUUCUUUAAUCAGGACCUCCUCCGAAGUGAAACAUAUCAAGGAAUUUUAGAUGCUAUAUGUCAUGGUGCAUCCACAGGAAAGGAUGUUGGAAUUAAGAAGAUGUUGCCUUCUAGCUUCAUUGGUAGUAAAAGUUGCGCAUACUAAUGAAUUCCAAAAGCGUGGCCUUCCACAUUCUCAUAAUCUUGUGUGGCAGUGUAACAAUGAACGAGAGCGAUCCAUUGCUGAUGUUGAUCGUUAUAUCUCUACUGAACUGCCUGAUCAAAACCUCGACCCAUUGGGAUUUUCUUUAGUCCAAGAAUUUAUGAUUCAUGGUCCUUGUGGUGCUUCCAAUCCAAAUUCUCCAUGUAUGACUGAUGGUAAAUGUUCCAAAAGAUAUCCCAAAGAUUUCCAGUCUGAGACUACCUUUGAUCAAGAUGGGUAUCCUAUUUAUCGUCGCAGAAAUAAUGGGGCCAAAGUAUGGAAGCACAAUAUUCAGCUUGAUAAUCGUUGGAUUGUGCCACAUAAUCUUGAUGUUUUGAAGAAGUACCAGGCUCAUAUCAAUGUCGAAGAAUGUAAUCAGUCAUACUUAGUGAAGUAUCUAUUCAAGUACUGUAACAAAGACUUUGAUUGUGCAAAGGUUGCUUUUAAGAAAAGAAGUCCCUAUUCUGAUCAACAUACAGACAAUAGUGAAGGCAUUGAUGAAAUAGCAGAAUAUAUAAGAUCAAGAUACUUAUCCUGUUGUGAAGCCACUUGGAGGUUGUUUGGAUUUGAAAUUCAUGGUAAAUUCCCUCCGGUUGAACGCCUUUGUAUUCACCUUCCUGGAAUGAACUUUGUUAUUGUGCAUGAAAACACGGCCUUGCAAGGAGUCAUUGAUGACCCUAUCUCUCAGAAGAGCAUGUUAACUGAGUGGUUCACUACAAAUCGUCGGUAUCCAACAGCUCGCAGUCUGACCUAUUGUGCCUUUCCCUCCAAAUACACAUGGGAUGCUAAUAAUAACCUGUGGAAAGCAAGGAAAAGAGGCACCAAGAUCGGUAGACUACGCUAUGUCCAUCCUACCACUGAUGAAACUUUUUAUCUUCGUAUGCUUUUGAUGGUUGUUCGUGGUGCCAUGAGUUAUGAAGAUGUCAGGUCAUAUCAAGGCAUUGUUUAUCCAACAUAUCGUGAGGCAUGCCAAGCUCGAGGAUUGAUAGGUGAUGAUACUGAGUGGGCCUGUUUAUUUGAUGAGGCAAUACUUUGGGCUACAUCAUACCAGCUUAGGAACCUGUUUAUGACAGUAUUAGUAUAUUGUGAGGUUGGCAAUGUAAGAUCUCUCUUUGAUAGAUACUGGAAGUAUAUGACAGAUGAUCUAGCAUACAAACUCAAACUAGCUCUUCAGAACCCAUGUUAUGUCAUCUCUGAUGAUGCUUUGCAAUCCAGUUUGAUAAAGGAAUUAUCACAAAUGUUCUCCAACAAUGGCCUAUCCAUAGCAUCUUAUGAUCUUCCUGUCCCUACAAAUAACUCUAACAGUGGCGAUGGUAAUAGAUUGAUUCUGGAAGAAAUGAGCUAUGAUAGGGUCAAGCUUCGUCAUGAAUCUGAAGAAUUCUCAACUGCUUUGAAUUCUGAUCAAAAAAUCAUCUAUGAUACUGUUAUACAUGCUAUUUCACGCAAUGAAUCAUUUCUUUAUUUUGUCUCUGGCCAUGGUGGAACUGGAAAGACAUUCCUUUGGAAUGCUAUUCUUGCAACAUUGAGAUCCAAUGGACAUAUUGUUCUUGCUGUUGCAUCAUGUGGUGUCGCUUCCCUUCUGCUUCCUGGAGGGCGUACUGCUCAUUCACGGUUUAAAAUUCCUUUGGAUAUUCAUGAGGGUAGUUUGUGUGCCAUUGGAAGGGGUUCCAUACUCUCUUCACUUAUACAAAAAGCCUAUCUGAUUAUAUGGGAUGAGGCACCUAUGACUCACAAAUAUUGCUUCGAGGCAGUAGAUCGGACGUUCCGAGAUAUAUUGUCUAUAGAAAAUAUGCAUAAUGCAUGCAAGCCAUUCGGUGGGAAACCAAUAUUGCUCGGUGGUGACUUUAGACAGGUUCUGCCUGUUAUUGAAGGGGGAGAUAAAUCUGAAAUGCUCAAAGCUUCUUUAUUAGGUUCCUACUUAUGGAACAGUGUUAAAGUCUUACGCCUCUCCAUAAACAUGAGACUGGCCAAUCCUUCCCUCUCUUCAGAAGAAAAAACUGAGAUGGAAUCCUUUGCACAAUGGGUGCUGGCCGUUGGUGAAGGCCAACUAAAACCCAUCAUGAGGAAUGGUGAGACAACAAAGAAUUGGAUAAAUAUUCCUGAUGAUCUUCUAUUGAGGCCAUCUGGUAUUAAAAUACCAGCUAUCAUUGAAUGGAUAUAUGCCGAUUUUCAACUGUUCUAUUCCUCAAUUGCAUAUUUAGCUGAAAGAUGCAUUGUUUGUCCACUCAAUUCUAUUGUUGAUGAAGUUAAUGCAUUGAUGACAGAAAAAGUGCCUGGCCUAGCUCGAGAUUAUUUCAGCUUCGACAGUAUUGCCAAUUCAUCUGAGCAGCCCUCUGACUAUGAAAUGCUUUACCCACCUGAGUUCUUGAAUUCAAUUAUAAUUAAUAAUUUCCCACACCAUCACCUUAGCCUCAAGAUUAAUGUGCCUAUUGUUCUCCUCAGAAACAUUAAUCAGUCAAUUGGCCUAUGCAAUGGCACACGUUUACUCAUCGAAAGGCUAGGUGAUCAUAUCUUAGAAGCUCGGAUCAUGACUGGGAAUCAUAUAGAUGACAAAGUAUGCAUACCUCGCAUUGUCUUAAAUGGUACAAGUCCAAAGUGGCCUUUCACAUUGCAGCGCCGUCAAUUCCCAAUCAGAGUAUGCUACGCUAUGACAAUAAACAAAUGUCAAGGACAGACAUUACAAACAGUUGGGGUCUACCUUCGUGAGCCAGUCUUUACCCAUGGUCAACUCUAUGUUGCUAUUUCUAGAGUGAGCUCAAGGAAAGGCCUGAGAAUGCUAAUAGAAGAUGAUGAUGGAGAGCCGACAUCAACAACCAAAAACAUUGUCUAUGAAGAAGUCCUUAAAUAUGUCUAGCUUUAUUUUGAUAGGGCUUUUUUUAUCAUUCCUGAUGUUUUUUCUGUUCAGCAAAAUUCCUACCUUUAUUAUUGUCACAGCUUUUGCAACCCUUCAAUAUAUGCAAAGUUCUUCUGCAAGUUGUCCUGUUUCCUAUAUAUUGCUCUUAUAUUCUAACUUCAUUUGAUCGUUCUUUUUGUGUUUAUCUGUUUCUCUGGUUCUUUGUCUGGUAUAUCUUUCAGCUCUAAAUUUAGUGUUCUUUGAAUACUUCUGUUCAUCUUUUCUUUACCUUGCUCAGUUUAUUGAUUCUAUUCAAAGAACUAGGCAUCCUUUCGACUUUUCCAUUCGUAUUACCUUCUAUUGUUACAAUUAACUUCAUUCCUGUUUACAUAUCAAUCCACUCAUAUUUUUUAAUCCUUCACUUAUCCAUUAACACAUUAUGGUUCUUUGCUUAGGUUUC
Molecule: messenger RNA, 8165 nt
Organism: Phragmites australis (common reed)
Lineage: Eukaryota; Viridiplantae; Streptophyta; Magnoliopsida; Poales; Poaceae
Exons: 2
Coding region: 4742-7726 (994 amino acids)
Biological process (GO): telomere maintenance; DNA repair
Molecular function (GO): DNA helicase activity
Source: RefSeq, a predicted model, not a curated record